Messenger RNA from Salvia miltiorrhiza (redroot sage), 1125 nucleotides. RefSeq lists its product as uncharacterized. Bases 247 to 936 code for a protein of 229 amino acids. The record is from RefSeq and is a predicted model, not a curated record. NCBI's taxonomy places the organism in Eukaryota, Viridiplantae, Streptophyta, Magnoliopsida, Lamiales, Lamiaceae. The transcript is spliced from 2 exons.
AAUAACAUUCAAUAUAUAGGAAACCAGCAGUGGGAUCACAUUUUUUGAGCAUUUAAAAAAAACGUCCUUAAAAAAUAUGAAUUGAAUAAGGGGCAUUUAUAUUUUGUAAGCUUGCUAAUGUCUUGUCCUUUUAUUGAUCUUCCUCUCUAUAUAAGUCUCAUAACUCUUUUUUCUCAAAACCCCUUUCCCCAUAGAAUCUUCCACUAAACACAUUUCAAGAAAAUAUAUUAAUUUCUCAGUUUCAUAAUGAUGGAGAUGGCUUCAUUUUGGAGUUAUGAAGAGAAUCAUGAGAUGGAGCAACUGGGUGAGAAGCUGAUGUGCACGACUCUCGAACUUGAGAAGCUGAAAUCGGAAGCGGUGGAAGAAAUGAGGAAAAACAAAGACUACAUAAAGCAGUUGAUCCAUCUUCUCAAAUACGCAAUUCAAGAGAGAGACGAAGCCAGAAACCAAUUCCAGAAGCUUCUCAACAACACCAUGCUCCCUUCCCUCCCCCUCUUCCAAUCCAAUCCGGCCAAGGCUAAUUCCAGCGUCACCGAAUCCAACAGCCUGUCGGAAACCUACAGCACGCCGGUCGACUCUCUCUUCGACGCCGUCUCCUCCCCUGACGUUGAUCAGGCGUCGUUGAUCAUAGACGAUCUUGCAAAGGCCACAAUUCUGCCUCAGAGAGGGAACUUCUUGCAGGCUGUUUUGCGGGCCGGCCCGCUUCUUGAGACGCUUCUCGUCGCCGGCCCGCUUCCCACGUGGCGUAAUCCGCCGCAGUUUCAGCCUCUUCACAUACCCCCUUUCUCCAUCAAUGCCGACCACAAGCCUUAUGCUGACUUAUCUUGUGCUUCUGUUCAAGUUCAGGCAUCGCCUAUGCUGAAUUUCGGACAUAUGGUUUCUGCUCCUUGCGGUAAUAGUUAUGCCCCUUUGGCCAAGAGACAGCGCUUCAGUUGAUGUUUCUACUUGUUCCAAUUUUUGUACAAUAGAAGGUGGGAGCUUUGUAAAUGGUGGAAAAUCUAUUCAUUGUUAAUUAGUAUUUGAUUCACUCAUUUUUUGUAUUCUUAUCAAUGCAACUUGUAUCAGUUUCAGUGUGCACUCUGGAGAUUGCUGGUCUUUAUUCUAUACUAUAUGAGUUGGAUAAAA